GCCCCCCCCCCCAGUGCAGUUCCUCGGCAGAGAGACGGCGCCUCCACCGGACGGCAUCUGAGGACACACCAGCGCACUCCAAAAUGGCGAACCGCGACAAGGAGCUGGAAGACGAGAUUUACGACAAGGUCGUGGACCUGACGGAAUACGCCAAACGUCAGCGAUGGUGGAACCGCCUCUUCGGGAAGAACUCGGGCCCUUUGGCGGAGAAGUACUCCGUGGCCACACAGUUGGCCAUCGGGGGAGCGAGUGGAUGGUGUGCGGGGUAUCUCUUUCAGAAGGUCGGAAAAGUUGCCGCUACAUCUGUAGGAGGCGGUCUUCUGCUGCUCCAGAUAGCCAACAAUAGUGGUUAUAUCCAAGUGGACUGGAAGAGAGUGGAGAAGGAUGUCAACAAAGCUAAGAAGCAGUUAAAGAAGGGCACCAACAAAGCCGGACCGGAGAUAAACACGCUUAUGGAGAAGUCCACAGAGUUUGUGAAGAAGAACAUUGUUGUCACAAGUGGUUUCAUUGGAGGAUUCCUGCUCGGCCUGGCAUCUUAGAGUCUGCCAAAAAAGAAUUCUAUUCCUUUUGAGGUUGUGAGAAAAUCUAAGAAAAUGUUAUAAGUCAUUGCUGAAGGGUGUUUUAAGUUCUUCGACGGCAAGAAACCUAGUUAAGAUUAGCUUGCAGCUCUGUGUUUCUCUAAAAGCCGCGCAUCCGUUUGUCCAAUUUAACACGAUACAUGUGACAAGAACUGUCUAUUUAAAAAAUGGACCAUCUAGGAAAGUAAUGUACAGCAAGGGUUGUGGUUGUUGUCAGAUGAUGUUCUGGUCAUUUUGCCUUCCUCAAGGUCCACAAUGGAUAAUCCGAUCCUUAUGACCCUAAUAAAAUACUUCCUAUUCCAGGCUGAAUAAUGAUCUAAAUCAUGCAAAAUUGUUUUGGUUUAAGUGGUUAGGCUAUCACGGUGUUUAUUUAUUUAUUUUUACCAAGCUGUUAAGUUGAAAUCAAGAAAUAUUAUGUAUCAUUGCCUUGUUGCAAGCAAUUAAGCCAACCGUAAUGCAGCUAAGUGCAAGUUACUUCAUAUUCACCUUCGGGUGGUGUCUGUAGAAUUCCAUCAGUACCUGUGUUGUAUUUUUCUUUUUGAGACACUGAGAUCAACCAUCUUGCAAAAGGAUAAUACAUUUUAUGCCUUUUGUUUUUUGUGAGAGUUGCCACAUCUGAUGGGUUUUAUCUGCCUCCCAUGCAUCUUUUUUUUAAUGUAACUUGUUUAGCAAUGCAUUGAUUCUUUAAGUACUGAAUGCAAUGGUUUGUCUACAAUGCAAGUUUAAUGAACAUAUACAAAUAAAAACAGUUGAAUUCC
Molecule: messenger RNA, 1336 nt
Organism: Pungitius pungitius (ninespine stickleback)
Lineage: Eukaryota; Metazoa; Chordata; Actinopteri; Perciformes; Gasterosteidae
Product: FUN14 domain-containing protein 1
Exons: 5
Coding region: 84-539 (151 amino acids)
Biological process (GO): autophagy of mitochondrion
Cellular component (GO): mitochondrial outer membrane
Source: RefSeq, a predicted model, not a curated record